This is a messenger RNA of Nylanderia fulva, 647 nucleotides long. It is a transcript of the gene Fdx1, whose product is annotated as Adrenodoxin-like protein 1, mitochondrial Ferredoxin 1. The record is from RefSeq and is a predicted model, not a curated record. Gene Ontology annotation, cellular component: mitochondrion. Lineage: Eukaryota; Metazoa; Arthropoda; Insecta; Hymenoptera; Formicidae. Gene Ontology annotation, biological process: P450-containing electron transport chain. Gene Ontology annotation, molecular function: electron transfer activity; 2 iron, 2 sulfur cluster binding.
AAUAUGGCAUUUAUACUCCGAUCAUUAUCAUUCCGCUUGAAACAAAGAAAUGUACCUACUAACCAUUUGAUUAGGUUAUCUAACCAUGAAAUGCAUACGUCUAAAUGUAUGUUUCAUGGUGAAUAUGAAAUGCAAGAUCCUAAAACAGAGGCUGAUAUAGUUAAUGUCACUUUUAUCGACAAAAAAGGCAAAAAGCAUUAUAUAAAAGGAAAAGUAGGAGACAAUGUACUUUAUUUGGCUCAUAGAUAUGGGAUUGAAAUGGAAGGAGCAUGCGAAGCUUCCUUAGCAUGUACAACUUGUCAUGUAUAUGUACAUCACGAUUAUGUGGAUAAACUUUCGGUUCCUGAGGAAAAAGAAGAAGAUCUCUUAGACUUAGCACCUUUUCUGAAGGAAAAUUCUAGACUGGGUUGUCAAAUAAUUUUGACCAAAAAAUUAGAUGGUAUAGAACUAAAGUUACCGAAGGCAACUAGAAAUUUCUAUGUGGAUGGACAUACUCCAACGCCGCAUUAAAAAGCUAUUAAAAGUUAAUUUUUUUUUUCGUUCAACUAAGUCGAGCAUGUAAAUACAUUUGUAAUUAAUAUUAUUCAUUUGUACAUUUUUUUCAUAAUAAAUAGCACAAUUACGGAAAUUAAUGCGUCAUUUCUUCU